AUGAAGGACACAAUAGCACAGCGAACAAGCAAAGAAAGAACAACUUACGCGAGAAACCACGUCAAGUACAGCGAGGAGACCCAAGUCGUCCUCGUAUACCAACAGCUCGCCAAUUCUACGACCCUCCUCUCAAGCCAAAUCGAUGAUGGUCCGGCUAACAAAUUCCUGGAUCGACUCAGGCACAAAAAUGUCGUAUCGCUGGAAGAACGAUGA
Dibothriocephalus latus is the source of this 213-nucleotide messenger RNA. NCBI's taxonomy places the organism in Eukaryota, Metazoa, Platyhelminthes, Cestoda, Diphyllobothriidea, Diphyllobothriidae. The record is from the annotation of a GenBank genome assembly.